Molecule: messenger RNA, 1680 nt
Organism: Cucurbitaria berberidis CBS 394.84
Lineage: Eukaryota; Fungi; Ascomycota; Dothideomycetes; Pleosporales; Cucurbitariaceae
Product: streptomycin biosynthesis protein StrI
Exons: 2
Coding region: 1-1680 (559 amino acids)
Molecular function (GO): nucleotide binding
Source: RefSeq, a predicted model, not a curated record
AUGACCAGUAGCAAAUCCUCAGAAGAAGCCGCCUUCCUCAAAGCCCCAGGGAAACAAACUUUUACCAACCCACCGCGGGUCCUCGUCAUAGGCGCAGGAAGUCGCGGUACAGCAUACGCCAAAGCCGCUCUAUCAUCCACAAACGCUAUCAUCGCUGCAGUAUGUGAACCCAUAGCAUACAAGAGAAAUGAAUUCGGGCGGAAGUUCAUCUGGGGGUCCGACGAGGGUGCGGUAGCGUCACAUGGGAGCGCAUUUGUAGAUUGGAGGGAGUGGGUUGAGUAUGAGACGAGUCGACGGGAGCAAGAAGUGAAGGGUGGUGGGGAAGUGGGUAACCGCAUCGAUGCAGUGUUUGUUUGUGUGCUGGACGAGAUGCAUGAGGAGGUUGUGUGUGGGAUUGCGGGGCUGAAGGUGCAUGUUUGUGUGGAGAAGCCGUUGAGUACGCGGCUGGAAAGUUGUAUGAAUAUUUAUCGGGCGUUGGAGGGGGAUAAGGCGGCUACGGAUGGAUAUACGAAUGGGACGGCGAAUGGGGAAACGAAUGGGGUGGUUAAGCAAAAGGAGACGAUUUUCGGCAUAUGUCAUGUGCUGAGGUACUCGCCGCACAAUAUGCUGUUGAGGCAUUUGCUGCUGGAGAAGGAUGUCAUUGGAGACGUGCUGAGUAUUGAGCAUGUUGAGCCGGUUGGCUGGUGGCAUUUUUCUCACAGCUACGUUAGAGGUAACUGGAGAAAAGAGUCGACGACUGCACCUUCGCUGCUUACAAAGUCAUGCCAUGAUAUCGACUUUCUCAUGUGGCUGCUCUGCUCGCCCGCUCCCAACGCAGAGAACGCACAACCGCAUUUACCUUCGUUCAUUACUUCCACCGGAUCUAGGAAGUUCUUCCGCAAAGAGCGGAAACCAAAAGCGGCCGGCAGUGCUACGAACUGUCUAUCAUGUCCACACGAAAGCAGCUGCGAUUAUAGCGCGAGGAAGAUCUACCUCGCGAAACAUCUAGAGUUUGGCAACACGGGUUGGCCUGUGAAGAUUGUUAAUCCAGAGAUCGAGGACAUCUACAAGACCUCUGGAAAAGAGGCAGCGGCAAAGCAGCUACUCGAAAACCUUGGUGAAGACUACACGAGCGAUACCCCUCCUAGCGAGGUCGAGGCACGCCCUUGGUUUGGACGAUGUGUAUGGGAGGCCGACAAUGAUGUCUGCGACGAUCAGUGCGUGACAAUUACGUGGGAUGAUGAUCCCAUCGAGAAGGACGACGACGGACGGCCGAUUCUAAAAGGUCGUGGCGCAAAGACGGCGCAAUUCCACAUGGUUGCCUUUACAGAGAAAAUCUGCGAACGACGCGGAAGAAUCUACGGCACAAAAGGCGAAAUCGAAUACGACAGCACCACGAUCAAAGUACACAGCUUUUCCACGGGCUACACCAAGACUCACAAACCGCACAUGGUAGGUGGUGGCCAUGGAGGCGGCGACGAAGGACUCGCCCGCCAGUUCCUCAUGGCGGUCAACGCAGUAGACUCUGGGACACUCUCAGCCGCCGACGCGCAAGUCAAGUUCCUCGGGUGCGACCUAGAAGAAGCAUUUAGAAGCCACGCAAUGGUUUUCGCGGCCGAGGAAGCUAGGACGCAGCGGCAGGUGGUCGACUGGAAGAAGUGGUGGAGUGAGCGGGUAGAGUCGCAACUAGGCCAGCGGUAA